CUGGCAGUGUGCUUUUGCUGCGGCGACGGUUUCGCUUGUUUCGCGAAGACGUGCAGCAGGCAUGCGAGUGCGCAGCAAUGUCCAGCGGUUCCAAUGUGUGCGUUGACACACGUGCGCGCCAAUCUCCGUGGUUGUUAGCGCUGCACCCGAGAAACUCGGCAGCUGAAUCGGUGCCCGCGAUGGUUCCUCCCGAAGACAACAUCGGCGGCUCGGGCGACGAGGUCGCCGUGCCGGAUUCUUCUGCGACCGUGGCUUCUCCCACCGGCGUCAUGUCCGAACGUUCGCGACGGUUCGUCGAGUAUGCGUCUGUCGGGAUACUGUUCUUCAUCAACCUCAUAAACUACAUGGACAGGUACACGGUAGCAGGAGUGCUGGACCAGGUCAUAGACCACUACAAGCUAAUGAACUCCCAAGGAGGGCUGCUGCAGACGGUGUUUGUGAUAACGUACAUGCUAACAGCACCUGUGUUUGGCUACCUGGGUGAUCGCCACAGCCGUCGAGCCAUCAUGGCUGCUGGCGUCUUCUUCUGGAGUGCCACCACUCUUCUCGGUUCCAUACCACCAAAGAAGUUUGUGCUGUUUGCUCUGCUGCGUGGCCUGGUGGGCAUUGGUGAGGCUAGCUACUCCACUGUGGCCCCAACAGUCAUAGGGGACCUCUUCUCAGGACCACGCCGAAGCAAAAUGCUGGCAGUUUUCUACUUCGCCAUCCCCGUCGGCAGUGGUCUCGGCUACAUUGUUGGUGCAUCUGUGGCAGAGGCGCUGCAUGGAUGGUACUGGGCCCUCAGGGUGACUCCCGUACUUGGUGCGGUGGCAGUGCUGCUGGUGUUGUUUGUCUUGCGCGAGCCUCUGCGAGGUGCCAGUGAAGGGGCCACCACCAUGGGUCCUUCUACGCUCAAGGACGACCUGUUUUCCCUGAUUGCCAACCGCUCGUACAUCUGGUCCACGCUGGGCUUCACGUGUGUCACGUUUGCCACGGGUGCCCUGGCCUGGUGGGCACCCAGCUACAUGACGCACGCCCUCCAGCUGCACAAUCCAGAUGGCAAGGCUGAUGAAGGAAGGGUGAACCGCAUCUUUGGCAUCAUCACCACUUUGGCGGGCAUAGUGGGUGUGACCACGGGCAGCGCCCUGUCCUCACACUUCCGCAAGUGGUCGGUGCGGGCCGACGCCAUCAUCUGCGGCUCGGGCAUGCUCAUCAGCGUGCCCUUGCUGUUCGUCGGUGCCAUCAUCGCACAUCGCAUGCCAAACGUCACCUGGGUGCUGUUCUUCUUUGGCAUGACAGCUAUCUGCCUCAACUGGUCUAUAAUUGCCGACAUUCUUCUGUACAUCCUUGUGCCUUCGCGGAGGGCCACUGGAGCUGCCUUCCAGAUCCUGACGUCUCAUCUGCUGGGUGAUGCCAGCAGCCCAUAUAUUGUUGGCGUGCUGUACGACGCAAUCCUGGCCGGCCGGACAGACGUUUCAGCGCACUACUAUAGCCUGCAGUACGCGCUGUUUCUGCCCGUGACUGUGCUGGUGCUGGGCAGUCUGUUCUUUGUCAUCCUUUCGUGGCACAUCGUGGCCGACAGGGACCGCUGCACUGCGCUUACCCGAGAGAUGCUCAAGGGCUCGUCAUGCGUUGACGACCCCUUGGACUGCAGUGAUGUCACCUCCUGCACUGUGCCCUUGCUGGAAGACAGAGUCGUGCGGAGGAAAGAGCGUGUGGACUGAUUAUGCGUUGCACGCCACUUUGUGCAUCCUGUAGGAUGUGCGCUUGACCACGUGUGCCUCAUGACUGACUCACUCAGUGCCAGCUCUCUGAGAACUUUAGGGAAUUGUGUGUCUGGGCUGCCUACUCUUCUUUUUUAAGGUUUAGGGGCAUUUCAGGUGCUGUAGUACUGUGAGAGUGUACCUUGUUGUUGCCAUCAACCACAUUGACACUGGCAUUGAGGCCUUUUACUCUUGACGUCGGGGACCUCUUUGCCUCGCACACCAUUUUUGAUAAUUUCCUAUUUUCCUAUGCAGUUCAGACACUGUAAGGUACAACACUUACGGCUAUGGACUUGUGGUAUGGUGUACAUGUUCUUUGUCUUGCUAUUUCAAACUCUAUAGUAGCUUAUUUUAGCUUAUUUUAACCCCCUCACACAAAGGUGCUUGGAGUGCUGAGAUAUUUGCAUUGCUAUAUGCUUUUUUCGACUUUGUGACAUUGGAAAGUACUGUCUUGGACAAAUGAAACCUUAGUGGGAAAAAUUCAAAUCAGAAAUUCAAAAUCACAAGAGUGUGAUUGAGAUGUAAGAUAUGUCUGCAUGCAUGAUUGAAGUUUGAUGUGCUUUCUUUAUGUUGGAAAAAAAUGAACUGAAGCCCUAAGCAUAAAUUGCAUGAACAAAUUUCCGUGCACAUUUUAUGCUUACAUUUGAAUAGACCUUGUUGUGUUUAAUUUUUACGCUUCAAUAUGUUUUAAGAGUUGUGUAACUAUUAUAAACUUUUCGUUUACUCAUACCAUUUUAAAUACCGUAUUUACGGAAUUAUAGCACGACCCUAAUCUAACACGCACCGAGUUUUCGCGAGUGUACAGUAAGAAAAUAAAAGUGCACCUGCAUUUAACCUGCCGCCGAUUCAUAAAUGAAAAACACAGCAUGCCUCUCACAUAUGCGAUCAGAUAAAAACGAGGCGUGCAGAAUUUCUCUUCACAGAUUGGAAUUUUUUUUAACAAGCUUUUCCUAGUAAAAACGGCGCGUCAUCGUCGCCAUUUGUGCUUUGUUGACCACGGAUACCAAGCACACAGGAGCGGUAUUCUCGAGCAAUCACUUUUAUAGAUAUGUACUGCUAUAUCACUUUUGCGAGACUCUGCGUCGGACUUAUCGCAGUAUGCGUGCAACAGCAUUCUUGGCACUGAUCGUAGUUAGCAAGCUUGGCAGAGCGCCAGAAACACUGACGGCUGAUUAUACCCACAAAUCCGGUGCCGAGCUACACGAAAUCUCGCGAAAGUGAUAGUGUCUCUGAAAGUUAUUGGCCGACAGCAACCUUCGUAAAAGCAUGCUCUGUCGCCAUUUUAAUGCAAUAGCGUUAAGAGCCCCAUGUCACAGACAAUCCGGCGUCGGCGUCAGCUUCGGCGUAAGCUUCAGCAUCCGUGGCAUCCGUGGUGGAGAAAUUCAUCUCGAACCACCCCCACCACACAGGCCUGCCGCAUGGUGCAAGGGGUUAGUAGUGAACAAAAUGGAAUUUCUCAAAGUAAAACCCGUCAGAAAGAUAGUAAAGUAUGACUUAACUACAACGUACAGACAUGAUAGUGCCGGAUUGUAAUUUGAAUAUAUGUGAAAAAAGCCUGAUAAGCAGCCCAGGAUCUUUGAAUGCUAUCGCGUUCCACUCUUAAAGGGGAAGCUUAAGCGUCCUCCAAUUCUGAUGGUGCGUGGCUCAGGCAAGUUUUUGAUGUUGAUGACGUUGCCUCUGACGGCUCUGACGUUAGACUGUUGUCGCAAACACAGUUAUAGUUUUGUAUCCAAUUGAAACGGCCAGGCAAUUUUCGGACCCAUUUUCUCGGAAAAAAGGUGCACGUUAGAUUCGGUAAAAUACAAUAAUACAAAAAGGAAGCACAGCUGUGUGGGACCAUAGUGAGCAUUUAUUGCCAUCCAAUUCAUCACCAAAGACAUGUUGCAAGUGCUUCGUGAAGCAAGUGCGGUGGUACCCUGUUGGCACCAUAGUCUGCUGUACUUUUGGGUCUUUCUUGCUGUCCUCAUUGUCAUUGGUCUCUACAGCAGUACUGUCCCUCUUCUCAUCUCAUCAUGGCAAUAUUUAGAUAUCACUUUGCCAUUUCCGAGAUUACUCGCCAGUUCUGGGCAUCUUCUGAAGUCUCAAGUCAAGAUACUCCAGUAGCACUGAACGCUCGGUUCGGAUGUGCUAACAGGUUUUCCUUACUUCACUUAUUUUAAUUUUACCUACAUUCUAUGCAGGUACUAAUUGUGGCAAGCACGAUAUCAAACUGUUUUCUCUAAAGUUUAUGUGCAAGUCAGCACCAAGUGUAGACUUGAAAGGUUUCUGGCAUUGGAAGGGACAAUUCAACUAUGUUCUGCAUUGAUUGAACUCAACCAUGUGCUGAUAUUAUCUGUAUGCUAAACUAAAAAUUGUUUACAUUAUCGUGCCAUUUUUUGCUGUAGUCAAGGUAAACAUGACAGUGCAAAUAAAUGCAUUUCUAGCUUGCAUAAAGAAAAGGCACAAAAUUGAGCCAAUCUCCAGCUCAGUAUCACAGUAUCAGCUCUGUUCAUGGCAUCCCACGAAGUUUCAGCACUUUAGCAAAUUUUCGCAUUAAAACCCCAACAAAUUGGUUGAUUACCUGCAAAAGUAUACUUUGGCAUAGCAAAUUUAUUCACAAAUAUCGCAAUAAAUUUUUGUUAGCACAUUUUUAACAGAUUCAUGACAAUAUAUUUAUGUGUUAGUGGAGUCUUAUGCUUUGGCAGAAUCACAGCCAUGGUUGGCAGUACUGUGAUAAUGUAGAUGUUGUGGUGCAGUGACUAUUAGCAGACUCUCUUUGUUCAAUUUUAUUGUUAGUGGAGGUGCAUUUUUUGAAGCAGGUUCAAUAAGCGCCUUCUUGCAUUUACAUUGUUGCUACAGUAAUGACUUACUCACCAUAAAAAUGCCUUCUGUCUAUUCUUCAUUUUCUCAUUUUCUCUUUCUUUGAAAUUCUUCAUAGACUUUUAACAGGCUCAUGACAAUUUUUAGCAGAAGAUUCUGGUGCACUUCAGAUGCAGUUCUUGCAGGAAUUUUACAAUAAAAAAAAUGGCAGCAUUGAUCCUAAGGCAGCUAAGGUCGGGUGCGACAAUAACUUCAGGACAUUUCUAUAAUAUUGACAAAUGCCAAGAGGUAGCGCAGAAUUAUUGCCACAUUUGCCUUUUACCCUGACAGGACAAGACGUUGUCAAACUCUCUGCUGCACAGGUGCCUUUCCUUGACAUGUUUGGUGACUACCACGCUUGAAAAUGUGCUUUAUUGAACAUAAGCUGGUUGUUAAAGGCAUUACUUCUGUGCCUUGUCAAGCAGACACAAUCUUUUCUUGCUUUCUUUUAUUGUUUUUUGUUGCACUACAGAAUGUACGCAAAACAUUGCUUGGACCCAUAUCCAGCGGCUAGUAAAGGGCCCAAUGAAGAAAGAUAUAUGAAUUUCAGGCAACCAUUUGUUAAAAUUAGAGAUGUUAUAACACAGUUUAUGGGAAACGUGCAAAAAGUUAAUAGUCACUCUAAACACUCUAGAGUACCAAUCUCCAGAAGUAAUAAAAUUGUAUAAACUAAAAUUUAAUAAAUCCAACAGGAGCGCGUAGAACUUGCUCAAGGAUUAUAGCAGCGCAAAUUGAAUGUAUACUACCACAUCACAAAGACCACAAAUAAUAUCAUAUCCCUCACAUCUCAAAGAUUGCAUAAUAUCACACCACAUAGAUCACGGAGAAUGCAUAGUAUGAUGUCACAUUGCAAAGCAAUAUCACCUCACCAACAAAAUAUGGGUAUAGGUAUGGGAUUACAUAUACAUAUCAACUGUAAGCGUGAACUCAAAGUGUGUCAUUCAUUGUAAGGUAGUGAUCUUUCAUUGCAAUAGAAAAGUUGCUGGCAAGUUUUAGGUCAUACUAUUCCAAAUUUUUGCUUCAGUAAACUCCAGCAUAUGCUCACUAUCAGCGUUUAUUUUUACGGCUAAGUUAAAAUUUCUGAUGGUUUGGUUCUGUGUUGUGCGCAAAGGAAUAUUAAAUGUAGAUAUAUCAAAUGGAAGGUUGUUUCUUACUAUAUUGUGGAAGCAUUCAGCAGUCUUUUUUCACAAAGGAGAUCAAAAGGUAGUAUGCGUAGUUUAGUAAACAGCCUGUUGAUCAAAGUCCUCAAGUUGCCAAUUCCUUUUUACCAACAAUGUGUGUUUUUUUUUUUUUUACUUGCUCUAGAGCAUAGCAUAAUUGAUAGUGCUUCCUUAACAGUGAGCCUAUUUGCUGAUGCAAGCACGCCUGCUUCAGGCAUGCAGUUGGCACAGGGGUACAUUUUGUAGUUUUGGGUGUUACAGAAACGCUAACAAAUUUCCAUGACGUGUUAUUGCACAAAGGCAAAAUGUGAGAAGGUGAGAGUGCUGCACUUUAACGGCCGUAAAUGAAGAAAAAAAAAAUGUUCGUGGGAUAUUAGCCUGAGGAGCUUUAACAAUAAAAAGUCUCUGUGUUUGCAUUUAUUUCCAGCAGUAUUAAUGUGGAAUAUUAUGUAGGGCAGGGUAUUUUUCGCUGUCAUGGCAACUAACUUUCAUGUAACGGUGGACUGAACAGCAUCAGCGCAGUUGUGCCUGCCUAAUUGAUUCUGAUAGGAAUGCAAAAUAGACUAAUGCAUAUAGGUAAACUCAAGCGGGCUCAUAACAAGCUUCACCGUAAUGCAGAAUGCAUUCACUCUUAUCAUAUUUAUGCAGUAAUUAAAUAAUAUAUUUAUUGUGUAGUCAGUCAUAUUGUAUUUUUGCACAAUAUGACUGGACUCAAAAGCUAGAGUUACAUGCAGCAGUUAAUUAUUGGCUGAGAGCACUACAAGAAAUGGCUUCCGUGAAAGUAGUCCAAUAAAUUAGGUGAAAGUUUAGGUUGGCAAGUUUGUUUUCAAAGCAAACCAAUAGCUGGAGUUUCAAGGUAGUUCAACGCCGACAGUUAACUCAUUACGUAGGCCUCUAGCAAAGACCUGCUGCUUCAAGGACAAUUUGUUAGCAUUCGUGUGUCUAAAUGUCUAAAGCGUCCAGAGUCGGUGCCAAUUGGUCCUAUUGCUUGGUAUUAGCCAGAUGAGUGCAUAGCAUAUUUUAAUUUCAUUUAUUUGUUUCUUCACAAUACAAAGAUAUUCUGCAGUAUAUUGCUGCGAUAUUGUGAAGGCACUAAUUUAUUGAUGUCGCAGUCAACAGAGCCAUCCUAUCAUAAGGAAGCAUGCAGUCAUUUUAAUUUUAUAAGAUUGAAUCAAAGCUUCAAAUUUCUACUCUCAUGGCGGUGCGAUUCAUUUUAGGUUCAUUAUUACCUUUGAGAUUGUGCCACUCGUGUGGAUCAUGUGCUAGUGUGCCUUGCACAAUCAUGUGAGCAAGAAAGGCCACAUGAAAAAAGCAGCACAGCAGAAUGUGCUGCUGGCCUUGGCAAGUGAGGUGGACUUGCAAGUUUUUUAUGAUGAGAGUUUUAAAUUCACACUUGUUUGUCACAUCUGAGACACGACACCAAAUCUUGUAUGCGAAUUCUUGUGCUUAUGGUGUAUGUAUGCAUAAUAUUUAAAUGAUAAUUUAAAAAGGUGUGCUGACUGUGUUAGUAAUUUGGGGUAGUAUGAAAAUAUGCAAAUCUACCUUUAUUGUUUGAUAUAGACAAUACUCGGGCUUGGACAAUGGUUUUUGACAAUGUUUAUGUGGACUGCUAGCACAGGUUGAGUGCUGAGUAGGAGGGACUAAAGGAGUGUAUUGAGCCAGAAGUUUAUACGAAAGCCAACUCGCGGUCUACAGUUGCACUAGUCAGUUUCAUGGCUCAUAGUGAAUGCAAUCAUUUUCGUUAAAUGACUCUCACUUGCUGGAGUGACAGCUGCCGCUGCACGAGACCUCUGUGCAUGAAGUCUUAGGUCUGACAGCGUGAUGCUGUAGCUGCAUUUUCGUGGGUGUGAAAAAAAACAAAAAAAAAAACAUCUGUCUAUAGAAAUAUAAAUGUGCAUUACAGAACUCCAGGGGGUUAGAAUCAAUCUCGACUUUUUCACGGCCAUGUCUCUGAAAUCAUAGGCAUAUUUGUUCCAAGACAUUAAGCCACUAUCAAUCCACUAAGCAACUUGCAGCUGUGCUGAGUAGAGUCCAUGGGCACCCCUUGAACGCUCGCGCUAACCAGUUAUAACUAUGCAAAUAAGCAUGUCAUACAAAACAUGGUGCAUGUCUGUGCAAGUUCUUCUCACAAGGCUGUUUUUAAUCAGUACCAUAUGUAUUUAAGGCCUCUAACGUUUUGGGCUUACGUUUGGUGUUUACGUCUGCAGAGGUUGUUACUCAUAACUAAUUGUGCUUAGUGUCAGAUAUUCUAAUUGUGUCAGGUUUUUAUAUAGAUGUAGCUUUCUGUUUAAUAUGUGAUGAAGUCAUACAACUGCUAGGGGCUGAUUUCUUUUAUGUUUUUUGGCUUGUCACCAUAAUUUUGUUAAUCAGCUGUUGCAAACAUUCAGCUAGAGCUGAGACCUCUCACUAAUAACUUUCAAGUUCAGUGUGCGUGUUUGCGCAGAGCUGAGCCAGCCUUUAGCUUAGUCAUUAGAAGAAUUACAUUUAAGCAAUUGCCAAGCAUGUUCUUCUGCUGCGAGCUUUUACAGAAUGAACAAUGAUUCUUCAUGCUCGGCUCAGGAACCUUAUCUGCGGAACAAAAGAAUUCAUAAAAUGGCUAGGUUAAACGAGUGCUGAAGAAAAGCAGCAAAACUUUUUAUAGGCAUGUAGACUCCUUUUUUAGAACACUAUCCCUGUUCUUAUGCUUAAAACAGUACAUACUUACUUGCAUAGAAAAUGUAGGGUAAACUUACAUUGUUGACAUACAUGCCUAAACAGCAGUGAACCAUUAUGUGAUAUUGUUUGAUGGUAUUUUUAUGUACCUGGGUCCUUCUUGUGCAGGAGAUGUAAAUGAAUGUCAAGCUCGGCUGUCUUUUAUUUUUUUUAAUGCUCUGUAAUAAUUUUUAUUAACAAUUUUAGCGCAUAUAGAUUGGUACCCAAAUUAUACUGUGUGUCAAGGGGAAGAAGUUGAGAUGUAAAAUAAUGUGAAGCUGAACUUUCUUUUAUUUUUUGAUGCUCUGUAAUAAUUUUAGCACUUAUAAAACGCUACCCAAAUAAUACCACAUGUCAUGGGGAAGAAGUUGGCAUUGUCAUUGUAACCCAUCUUUCAUAUUUUGUGUCUCUUCUGGUGCACCAAGCCUGCACUCGCGAUGAGAAUGAUGCACUGGCAAUUCCAAGUGUAUAUUGUACCAACCAAACUUGAAUUAGCUCUUCUCUUCAGUGAAGCCAAGUAAGCUCGCCUCGCAGACCUGAAGGAUAAAUGCACACAGCGUCAUUUCAAUGACAGGUGACAACUUUGACAACUUUAUUUUAUUCCACAAGCACUUACUAUAGUACCAUUCACAUGUGCAGUUCUCCGAGUUGGACAGUUGGGCACGUGCUGAGUUGCUGGGCACUUUUGAAACUUACAGAGCUGCAGUGUAGCAGGAGCGAUGAUGAUGACAGCACGUGGGAACUUUAGGGUGUCUCCAUGUUGUCCAGUGGUGGAAUGGCCAAGGACAAGGCUACAAGGACAAGGCUUAACCUUGAAUUGUUUGAGGACAUAGUUUACAAGACUGUGUGCUCUUGUGAUGGGCGAGGACAUGCAAAAGUUUGUUGGAUAGCAGAGAAGGUUCUUCUGUUCUUAAGCGAUCUUACCAUGAAAGACUUAAAAGGAUUGUUUUGUUUUUAUUUUGCACUGUGUUAUAAAGCGUUCGCAUGCCUUUUUUUUGUUAGUUUCAACAAUGAACGCACACCAACCUGCAGCUCGCUUUGUUGUUUUUACUCCUUUUUACUCUUCUGUUAUACCUACAUUAGUGUGGGGAAUGUAUUUUCCAUUUACACUUCAAUAAACCAAUUUGUUUUGUCGCCAUGACUUUGGAUAUCGAUAAGCUCUGGCUGCAACUAGCAUGUCUAGUACAUGCAUUUGGGAGGGUUUAGAUAUGAGGAUUUAGGUACAUGCAAGUAUUGUCAUGGCAGCAAGCUUUCCAGUUGCACUCUUGCUUUUGCUGGGUUCUGCUGAGACAACUCCCCUUUGUUGUAAGCAGCAUGGGUUCUUUUCUGCAAUGCUUCGUUUUGUUGACAUCCUUUUUUAUGCCAAUGGUUACGUUGUCUGUGGUUUUUUUUUUUCGUUUGCCUUUCGGGCCACACUGAAGAAGCACUUGAGUGGUCAUGCACUCGCAAGGUAGUGGGCACGACAGACUAUAGUUUUGUCUUAGCACUGGUCUUGCCCCACCUGAUUCGACGUACUCUCAGACGUGUGCACAUAACUGGCCCGCAAGGCUGUGGGUGAGAAUAAACUGAAGGAUGGAGAAGUGUCCAAGUCUUGUCAAAUAAAUCCGUGUGUGAACUUGAGCGGGCUCCUGCCAUUCUUUGCUGAUGACCACCAUUGACUGCCCUGUGCUGACUUGUGACUGGACACAUCACACUCCCAUUCUGUGGGUCUGAGCCUUUGCUAUCGAUGCUGUUGCCGUCAUCAUAAGGCCACAUGUACAUGUGCUUUUGUAAGUGAUGGGAAUGAGGCAAGCACUGCGCCACUGCUUAUGGUUUCCUUUUCUUGGCUCCUCCUACGCAUUGCUUCAAUCACACUGUCAUUUACGGCAUCAUUAAAGAAAGCUGCAUAUAGCAGUGAGACUGCUGCACCAUUUGGGCCAGACUUUAGCAGGGAGGGAUGGCAAUGCAUGCUAAAGCUUGUGAAACUGAUAAAGCCUAGAAAGCUUGCAGCAUGUAUCCAAGCUAGAUACUAGACUAGCUUCUCUUUUUUGUUAAUUCUUUUGAUGUAGGUUGCCACUCACUCCAGCAACAGCCUGGCAGGGCAAUGAUGCAGUAUGCAUAACUCUUGCAUACAUUGUGCCUAUGUCAUUCAUGCCCUUAGCAUUCUUGCUUGCCUGGCUUGUCGGGACUCGUAGUUGCUGACAGGCAGUAAAACCAAUGGACGUCUCUGUGGUCGCUCACUUCUUUGAGAGCAAGUGCACACACUAUGGUGGGUUCUCGUUUUCUAUGGACGAACUGGGCAAGCAAGGAUGCCAAGUGUUCGUCGAAUAAUUUGGAACAAAAGAUGUAGUUGUAUUGCAGAACUUGACAGAUAACAAAUAAGCGGUAAGCACAAAAUCCUCCUUAAGGUUGGUAGAAUAAAAAUUACUCCAUCUCCUGCUAAAGGGAACCAUCUGUGGAUGCGAAGCAGCGGGGAGAUGGUUAGCUUGAGCGGGAGAUGGUUUUGCGGCAGCGGCUCGAGCGCUCAUCGUGGCGCUGCACAGGAGAGAGAAUGAGGCGUGCGUGCUCCGUCAUUUUCAUACCGCGGAACUACCGUGGCACCCCCAGCAGAGUAUGCAGCUGUCGCACCACCUGUCGUGCGUGCUGCUCCGGAUUCCUAGAGGAGAGAAAGGGGGAGCGUAGGAGAGUAGAGAGAGGGGGAGGGGACGCGCAUGCGCUGUGGGAGUGUGGCACGCGGGCGCCAUUCCGUACAGUAGAUUUCUAGAGUAGUAAGUGGUUAUCGAGGAAAGGGAAAGGUUGACGCUA
Dermacentor silvarum is the source of this 11215-nucleotide messenger RNA. RefSeq names its product protein spinster homolog 3-like. NCBI's taxonomy places the organism in Eukaryota, Metazoa, Arthropoda, Arachnida, Ixodida, Ixodidae. The transcript has 11 exons. Gene Ontology annotation, molecular function: transmembrane transporter activity. Gene Ontology annotation, cellular component: membrane. The record is from RefSeq and is a predicted model, not a curated record. Gene Ontology annotation, biological process: transmembrane transport. The coding region runs from base 78 to 1703 and encodes 541 amino acids.